AACUGUCCCCAAAGAAAUGGAGGGGAAAAGAACAAUAAAGGAAACACUUCACACUUCAACAUGCUAUGUAAGGAAAGACUGCUGAAAGGAAAUCUUGCAGGGAAUUUUAUCCCUUUGAACUUUCAAAUAAACUCGUAAGUAAGAUUAUGCAAACUUACUAAAGACCGGUCCUGAUUAGAGGGAAAAAAAUGCACCCCUUCUCCAAGUCAGUUCUGGAGGCUUUCUCCAGAGUUGUUAGGUUUGUGUUGGGUAAAGACAGACGUUCUAACAAACCAACAUUCUUUUCCACAUGAUCAGAGCUAAUUGGCCCCCCUGCAGACUAAGUGACCAAUCACAUCAGCUUCAUCUGAAACCAGCCCCCACAGUAUUAUAAACAGAGGAAUGUGAACUGUAAACCCAGUCCAAGAAGAGAACCUACAAACUAGACGUGUAGAUUAAAAUUACCUCAUCAAAAAGACAGACCUGCAAAUUUCCUCAAGACCUACCUGUGCAUACAGGCUGACCCAUCAAAAGAACUGAAUUACAGCUGACAAUGGAUGGCAAUAACUGCAAAGUUAUUGCUCCUCUCCUAACUCAGAGAUACCGGAGGAUGGUCACCAAGGAUGGCCACAGUACACUUCAAAUGGAUGGUGCUCAAAGGGGUCUUGCAUAUCUUCGAGAUGCUUGGGGAAUCCUAAUGGACAUGCGCUGGCGCUGGAUGAUGCUGGUCUUUUCUGCUUCUUUUGUUGUCCACUGGCUUGUCUUUGCAGUGCUCUGGUAUGUUCUAGCUGAGAUGAAUGGUGAUCUGGAACUAGAUCAUGAGGCCCCACCUGAAAACCACACUAUCUGUGUCAAGUACAUCACCAGUUUCACAGCUGCGUUCUCCUUCUCCCUGGAGACACAACUCACAAUUGGUUAUGGUACCAUGUUCCCCAGUGGUGACUGUCCAAGUGCAAUCGCCCUACUUGCCAUACAAAUGCUUCUAGGCCUCAUGCUAGAGGCUUUUAUCACAGGUGCCUUUGUGGCGAAGAUCGCCCGGCCAAAAAAUCGAGCUUUCUCAAUUCGCUUUACUGACUUAGCAGUAGUAGCUCACAUAGAUGGCAAACCUAAUCUUAUUUUCCAAGUGGCCAAUACUCGACCUAGCCCGCUAACCAGUGUUCGGGUCUCAGCUAUACUCUAUCAGGAAAGAGAAAACGGCGAACUCUACCAGACCAGUGUGGACUUCCACCUUGACGGCAUCAGUUCUGAGGAAUGUCCAUUCUUUAUCUUUCCACUAACCUACUAUCACUCCAUUAUACCAUCAAGUCCUCUGGCUACUCUGCUCCAGCAUGAAAAUCCUCCCCACUUUGAAUUAGUUGUGUUCCUUUCGGCAAUGCAGGAAGGCACAGGAGAAAUAUGCCAAAGGAGGACAUCCUACCUACCCUCCGAGAUCAUGUUACAUCACUGUUUUGCAUCUUUGUUGAUCCGAGGUUCCAAAGGUGAAUAUCAAAUCAAGAUGGAGAAUUUUGACAAGACUGUUCCUGAACUUCCAACUCCUCUGGUCUCUAAGAGCCCAAACAGGACUGAGAUGGACAUCCGUAUCAAUGGACAAAGCAUUGACAAUUUUCAGAUCUCUGAAACAGGACUGACAGAAUAAGAUGUAUCCAUGGCACCCUAUUUUUUAAUAUAUUAAAUACACCCAGCCAGUUAUGCAGCUACUUUUCCUUCAUCGUAUCUCAUGUUUUCUUUUUCUCAAUGCUGACUAUAAUUCUCUGAUUACAUCAUGGUAAUCAAGCCUAUGCCCAUUAAAAAAUGGCUGAGCUAACAAUACACAUUCUGGAAAUAUAAACAUUCUACUUUGUAAUUACAAAGUUUGUACCUGUGGUUAUCUGCUGAAAUCAAUGCAUCUCAACAUGACAAAGAUUAUACAGAAUUGUUGGUGAAUUUAUAAGGAUGUGGUAUACCAGUAAUGAAAGUAAAAUGGACACUGAAGUUUAACAUAGCAGAACUCUAAGAAAAUAAACCAUAAAUCUCAUUUUCAACUGCAAGUUGAAGCAACAGUCUAGUUUCAAACCUAACUCCCGGGUAGAAUGAUGAUUUCACAACACUUAGUGGAAUCCUUUUAAAAUUUAUUUUUUCAAGCCAACAAGAUCAUUUCUUUGGGUCUUUAGACUACAAAACCGGGGUAAGUAUUACUUCCUUAAUUUUUAACAGCUAAGAACAAAAAUUCACAAGAAAAAUAGUAAACUAUAGAUUUAUACAUAACUCUAAAAGCAUCUCAGCAUGACACCCAAACACAUGCAGAUGUUUGUGGCCCAACAUAGUAAGAGCAAGUAAAACAGCUCUAGCCCAAACGGAACCUGUAGGGUGGUAUUUUUAGUAAGGAAACAAAAAAUUGCAUCUACUAUGAAGCUACCCUGCAUAAAAAUCAAUUAGUGAUUUAAAAAUUAAUCAACUAUUCAUCUAAAUGCCAAAAACUUUCCAUUCUUACCUGUGAUCCAUUCAAUUGCAUAAAAAAACCCUCUAAAUAACUCAUAAAUGUAAACAUAUUUGAAUUUUUAUAAAGAUUUAGUUAGAUAUAAUGAAAUAGGGGGAAAAAAUCCCUAAUAGAUAAAGCAAAAAAUAAUUAGGCAACGAAGUAUUUUCAAAUCCAAAUUCCUGUUUCCAACUUCAAAUAGUUUUUUCUAUAAACACAAAUGAGUGUUUAUUCACCAGUAGGAGGUUGGACUAGAGGAACUUGUAUUCCUUUCCAAAUCUAAUAACACUCCAAGAAAAUUAUGCUCUCUCUGCUUCAUUUUUUAUUUUAUAUAUAUUAAGAUGAACCUUUUCCCUUACCUCCAAGUUGAGACUACCCUUUGCAUACUCUUCAUUUCAAUAAAAGUAUCAAACUGUCUUCAAACAAAACAAGAACCAGAAAGUCACCUAUCAGAUUUCAAACAGAUUUGUAGCUGCUCUUCUUUUCUGAAAUUCCCCUUAUCAGGUUUAGUGGGAAAAGUGAAAGAUUAACCCUCCCUACUGGUGAUGACCCAGGCAGGAAACAUAUCUUGAAAUAAAUACUAGCUGAGUAAAGGCAAGCAUUCGUGAAGAGCAGGGCACAGCAGCAAGUCACAUUUUUCUACUCUUUGACCAAAAGGAAAAGAAAAUAAAGAAGAACUUUGGAGUGUUCUAAGACAGAAUAGCAGAACAUCAAGGACAUAGAAACUUUAUUAUUGUGGACUUUUGCUGUUUGAAAAUCCUAGGCAUUCUUAAGUACUAGACAGACCAACAGAUUUUUUUCCAACCCAAGACUGCUGAAUUCAUAUUUCUAUAAUAAAGUAACAAGAUUCACCUAACAUGUGAAAAUAAAAUAGUAUCGAAGAUUUACAUGGUAUGUUUUUUCCUAAGAGCUCUAUGUCAGUUACACAGAUCACAAUUCCAACAGUUAAGUGAAAGUGCCCAAAGCGACACAAAGAAGGAAGAAACACCUGGAUCUGCGCCCUUAUGGGUGCAGCAUGUUCUGCACACAAGUCAUAUGAGUUUCUUAGUAUGCUACUUACACAUAAAUUUUGCAUCUGAAAACUAGACGUUAA
Messenger RNA from Manis javanica (Malayan pangolin), 3527 nucleotides. RefSeq names its product potassium inwardly rectifying channel subfamily J member 13 (gene KCNJ13). Gene Ontology annotation, molecular function: inward rectifier potassium channel activity. NCBI's taxonomy places the organism in Eukaryota, Metazoa, Chordata, Mammalia, Pholidota, Manidae. Gene Ontology annotation, cellular component: plasma membrane. Gene Ontology annotation, biological process: potassium ion import across plasma membrane; regulation of monoatomic ion transmembrane transport. The record is from RefSeq and is a predicted model, not a curated record.